Messenger RNA from Daldinia caldariorum, 1221 nucleotides. RefSeq lists its product as uncharacterized. NCBI's taxonomy places the organism in Eukaryota, Fungi, Ascomycota, Sordariomycetes, Xylariales, Hypoxylaceae. The coding region runs from base 1 to 1221 and encodes 406 amino acids. The transcript has a single exon. The record is from RefSeq and is a predicted model, not a curated record.
AUGGCUAAUCAGACGCGAGGCGGACUCCCCUUCGCUCCCUUCCGGGACGAGAAUGGUAGGAACUCCUACCACCACCCGUUCCCCCGCUACGCCCCCUUCGACCCGUACUUCCGCAUCACGCCGCACCGCCGCGCGUACACGCCCCGGGAGCUGCUCAACGGGACCAUCAAGGCCUUCUACAACCGUCAGGACGGCGGGCUGAACCCGCUGCAGGUCCGCGCGCGCGAGAGCCUCUGCGUCCGAUACGUGCUGCGGAGCACGGCGUACGCGAAGGGCGAGCACGUAGCGGCUGGCCCCGGAGGCGACGAGGCGAGGGAGCUCGUGGACGACGACGUCCGGUUCUUCGCGAAGCAGCUCGACGACUUCUUCUUCUUCGGCCUGCUCGAGCGCUACAUCAUGAUCGAGACCGGGCUCGACGUCGUGGGGCCCGACCCGGCCGGCCUCGAGGACAGGAUCGAGGCCGAGACGACCAUCGUCAGGGAGGCCAGCGGCAACGAGUAUGUGCGCAUCAACAUCAAUACGGGCCGCCGGGACAUCGCGAGCGCGGGCGCGAACGCGCCGACCUACGAGCUUAACGACAUCAUCGGCAGGCUCAUGCACGAGAUGAUCCACGCGUACUUCCUCAUCUACGCGUGCGACUGCCCCAAGUGCGAGCGGGGCCUGCUCAACACGACGGGCCUGCCGAACGACGGCCACGGGCCGGUCUUCCUGAUGCUGCACCGGCUGAUCGUGAGCGAGAUCCGGCGCUGGGGCGACGCGGAGCACAACGACCUGGCGGCGCUGCUGGAGCACGACUGCCCGGACCUGUCCAUCAGCCUGCACAGCCGGUGGCGGGCGAACGCGGCCAUCAACAACCUGACGGUGCUGCAGCGGCGGAACUACACGCGGCUGCUCCCGUACAGCUUCAGCGAGCGGCACCUGGUGCGCAUCACCAACACCGACCGCGUCGCCGUGCGCCCGAACAUCAAGGAGAACCAGAUACGGGCCGAGAACGCGCUGCACGACAGGCGCAGCCGCGCCGAGGCGUACAGGGUCGACCUGCUCGACAACUGGCUCGCGUACGAGGUCGACGAGUUCGACGAGGACGAGGCGGAUUACGACCACGCUUUCGACUUUGAAGGGGAAGAGGACAUCAUCCGCGUGGACACUGAUGCGGUCGAGGGGGGCGUGGGGGAUCCCAGCGUGGACCCGAGCCGUCAAGGCAGUGGCAACAGAACCUAA